GACAGUACAGGUCUUGGUUCAGGGGAAGAGAGAAGAAAUCACUCCCUGUGAUAUUUAUUUGCUUGCAGGAGAACGUCUCCCUGGAAGAACAGCAACAAACCAAAGGUAGUUACAAAGAUAGACCCCUGUCCCCAGCCACUUCCCCUCCUCUACUGUAUUCUGGAAAAUUCCGAGGCACCUCUGACCAGUGGAGAGGCCGUUUUCCGACUGCGCUGCCAAAAGGAGACACAGAAAAAAGCCCCCCAGUUUGAGCACAGUGGACUCAAUGGUAUCUGUCGCGCAGAUGCAGCCUGGGGUUGGGUUGAGGGAGCCAGAGGGGGAGGAACAGCUUGACGACAGCAUGCCUCCCAAAUUUAAACGGCACCUCCACGAUGAAGAGGUCACGGGCUCUGUGCGCAGUGAGAGGAGAAACUUGCUAGAGGAAGACUCUGAUGAAGAGGAAGAUUUCUUCCUGAGAGGACCCACAGGACCAAGAUUUGGACCUAAAAAUGACAAAGUCAGACAGGUGCAGUCACAGGUCGACGAGGUCAUCGAUGUCAUGCAGGAGAACAUCUCCAAGGUGAUCGAGAGGGGCGAACGUCUGGAUGAUCUGCAGGACAAAUCAGAAAGCCUGUCAGAUAAUGCCUCGGCCUUCAGCAGCCGUUCCAAGCAGCUUCACAGGAGGAUGUGGUGGAGAGACGUCAAGAUGAAGGCCAUAAUUGCCCUGGUUGUGGUGAUACUAUUGCUCAUUAUUAUUGUUCCUGUGAUCCUCCGGUAUCGCUAGGGGCAGGUGGGGAGGUUAGGGGGCCUGAGGAACGCCUCCUCUUCCACUCCGUCUCCUCUUCCUCCUGCCUGCACUCAUUCCUCCACACCAGCAGGAGGUGCUACACACACCUGCUCCGCCCACUGUGCCAACCGGCUCAGGGCCAGGUCAAGGGCCCAGCUCUCUGGGUGUGUGUAAUCCCCCUGUAUACAGAAUGCAUUUAAUCUAAACAUAUCAGUGAGAAAAUAUAUACACACACACCACAUACACACACACACACAUACAGUCUUAAUAUACUCACACAUUUAGUGAUAUUUCACUUGAAGACAUUCUGCUGCCCGUCAGGCAGAGUGGUGGCUGCUUUCCACAUUACAGGUGCUCUUCUCGACCAUUUUAAACUUUUCCUGGAACAGACGGUUAAGUAUCUUCAGUUUAUUAUUUCACCAUAAAUAAUCAUUGGUGGUUACCACAACAGGAGUCCUUUGAAAUAUUCUUAGCAGAACUGUGAACCAAAUGUAAUGCCACAACCCACCCUUAUUCUGAGUAUACUCAAACACACACACACACACACACACACACCAUAUACAAACACAUACAAACACACACGCACACACACAUACACACACAUACAAACACAUACAAACACACACACCUUGCUAAAGGGUUUGGUUAUAGUUCUGUGCCCAUAGAGGUAAGUACAUGGAAAUUCACUUUCCACAAUCCAAGUUAUUUGUAUGUAGUUUUGGUAAAGAUGACAUUGAAUGAAACCAAUAUGACACCAAAAAGAGUGGCCCUAUGUUGGUGUCUGUAUCUAACCUCCCUCCAUUUUUUUUAAUUCUCACAUAAAAUGUAUACAGUUCUGGGGAUUUAAAUAAGUAAUGCUUUUAAGUAUUUGCUGCUAUUACACUGAUCACACUGACAGGGACAAAUGUAAUUGGGGAAAUGUCAGUUCUUGACCAUGGCUGUUAUUUGUAUUGUGUAUGUUGUUUAUGUUAGGAAGAGACUUCAUUUUGCAACUUUGUUGUUAAGUGGAGAGAUUCAUUAAAGCUGGACUUGACUGUGUGCUUUUGCAAUUUGCUAUAAAAAAUUAUCUGGUUUUCUUUUGGAUGUUUUAUGGUGGAUUAAGUUUUCAUUCAGCAUUUAUGGGCUGGGCUUCACACAUCUGUACAUUAGGACUGUACUGUUACUCUUUUUUCUUUCUUUCUGCUUUUCACAGAGUAUUAUUUUCAGAUUGUUGUCAUUAUUUGUGUUUAAUUUAAUGUAAAUAUUUUUUUUAAGUUAAUGUAAAUAUUCAUUCCGUAGACAACGACUCAACAAUGUAACAUUGGCCAACUGUGAACUACUUGACCUUUUCUUUGAAAUAAAGUAAUUUUAAAAGGG
This is a messenger RNA of Clupea harengus (Atlantic herring), 2122 nucleotides long. The record is from RefSeq and is a predicted model, not a curated record. Lineage: Eukaryota; Metazoa; Chordata; Actinopteri; Clupeiformes; Clupeidae.